AUGGCGCUGGUGCAGUCCUCGUCGCAGAACCAAGACUCUGGAGACGAUGAGCUGUCGGGCGCACCAGCCGCGGCAGUCUACAAGUCGCACUCCGCUGGGCUCGUCGACCUGAUGGAGGACCUCCAGGAGAAGGCGGAGGAAGAUCUCGGUGCCCUCCGGAAGGCGGAAUCGAACGCGAAGCAGAACUACUUGAUGCUGAAGCAAAGCCUGGAAGACAGCAUGAGCAACAGCGGCAAGGACCUCGACGAUGAGAAGGCAGCAAAAAGUGCCGCCGAGGAGGAGAAGGCCGGUCACCAGAAGGAGAGGAGAUUGAUCUCAGCGUCGUCAUGA
Messenger RNA from Prorocentrum cordatum, 330 nucleotides. The record is from the annotation of a GenBank genome assembly. NCBI's taxonomy places the organism in Eukaryota, Dinophyceae, Prorocentrales, Prorocentraceae.